AUGGGCCAUCUACUUACGCACAACAGCUGGACCAUGAGCGUGGCACUCAGCCGCAAACGUUCGCGCCUGACCAUUGACGAGGACGAGGACGAGGUGCAGCACCGCAGAGAGCCGUCGCCCACUCUGCCAGCAUUGGGCGAUGCCCUGAAAAGGUCCAAGACACAAUGUGAACUGGAAGAACUAGACAUGAUCAGUCCGGAAGAGGCUUGGAGUGUGGAUGUCGACGCAAUACUUGCUAGCAACACGCUCGCGACUCUACCAAGUAGCGAGCUAGAAGCGCAUAACAACUGGGCAAGAUACUCAAAGCAGGAAUCAAUAAUAGUUUUGUGCGUCCAAGGAAACGUUCAAAUACACUACGAGCUGCUAUGCUCCGCACUCCCUGACCUCUACACUCUCUCUCCCUCGCUCCAGGCCCUCGUACUCUGCCACGACCCCUCGACACACAGACUAUCCUCUUCCGCGCCCUUUUCACUCCCCGUCAUACAAGCUGCAACCCCUUCGAACAACCACUUCGUCCGCCUAGGCCUUCUUCAUCCUCUCGGUGGAGGUAAAUUCCCAUUAGAUGCACUGGUCGUGCUGGACAAGCAGAGUAGAAGAAGGCUGGUGCUACCGUUCGGUUGGGGUGCUGGUAAACAUGCGGAUACACCCGCGGGGCGGAACAUACAGAUGCGAUUGAUGGGACUGCUGGAGAGCUGUGUUGCGACUUUAGUACGGGAACAAUGA
This is a messenger RNA of Alternaria burnsii, 723 nucleotides long. RefSeq lists its product as uncharacterized. The record is from RefSeq and is a predicted model, not a curated record. Lineage: Eukaryota; Fungi; Ascomycota; Dothideomycetes; Pleosporales; Pleosporaceae. The transcript has 2 exons. Bases 1 to 723 code for a protein of 240 amino acids.